AUGUCCCUAUUUCACGACGGCCCCGUGAGCCCAGUCUCGAGCUGGCCAUUUCAGGAGAUUAACCUGGAUGAUUCAAAUGGUCCAUUGUCGGCCAUUCUUGCUCAAAAAGUUGUCAACAUUUAUAUUGUUUUCACCGAGUCGCAAGAUAUUAAACCACAUGCCGAAUUUCAGCUAGAGACAGAGGCCUAUACCGCAAUUGGAGGCUGGCAAACAGUAAGAGGGACUCCAAUCCCGACGAAGUCUAUCAACCUAGGGAUGAACCCCCAUUUGCUGCCUGCUACCAACUUCAAGUCAUCGAUCACUGUCAGCACUCCAUAUCUCCAUAGGGAGCAUAUCGUUUCGUUUAAAUUCCUGACAGCCGAUAUGAAUAGUACCCUGAAAGACUACCUGUCGGUUCUUAGAGGGAAUUACCAAAAAAUUCCUCCGGUUACGGAGGAUGGAAAAUUAACUCCAGAGCAGGAGGAGAUUGUAAGCAAGGAUUUGGCCCGUUUCUACAAUGGUCCACCUUGGCAGACGGGGUCCCAGGUGCCCGCUACGACAAUGGGAUCUCGCGAUUUCGUGACCUGGUCGUCUCUUUUUUCUCAUCCGGUCACCGCUCUGUCUUAUUAUAUUUUGCUAAACAAUCUCAGCACACAAUCAAUGAUUAGAUGGGAAGAGAACAAAAUGGUCCCCUGGAAUGCUGUUACAGCUCUAGGCUAUAGGCGACCCAAACCCAGCCUCCCCACUCACUUCUUUGAUUUUAUUACAAAGCCGCUGAGAAUCGAAACCGCACCUCCUCGCAGUGAUGAAGACCCCGGUCUCCCUCGCAGAAAACGCGUUAAACGCAUUGUUUGCAGUGAUGGGCCCGAAAUUCCAAUGGAUCGGGGGGUGUUCGGGGCUCGGGUGACAAGAAGUUGU
Messenger RNA from Clonostachys byssicola, 897 nucleotides. Lineage: Eukaryota; Fungi; Ascomycota; Sordariomycetes; Hypocreales; Bionectriaceae. The record is from the annotation of a GenBank genome assembly.